AUGACUGGGCCGACUCACAGACCAGCAACUGCCAGAGAUCCCAGGAAGGCAGAGGAGCUAUUGGCAGCCACAUUCUCGCUGGCAGCUUUCUCCAACCGGGUCCGCCAGCGGUACCUGCAAGGAACCUUGGGGAAGACCCAGGAGCUGGCGGUGCUGUUUGUCAGUAAGAGAGUCGCUGUUAACGAAGGAAUAAACAUGGGCUCCACUGGCGUCCAGAGGACGGAGGCAGCCAGUCCCAGUCCUCCCAGUGCUGACCAGGCAGCUCACCCCCCCCACGCCCCUGCGGAACGUACUGUAGCUUCGGGGUCAAUCCUCCUGCUCCCCCUGCUGCCUCCGAGAGCCUUAGCCAGCCGGCUGCGGAAGACGCAGGAUGUGGACCGACGCGCCAGCCGCAGCCAGGCGAAUCCGUAUGCUCCUUUGAAAUUUGAUCUGAAGAUGGCAGCCAGGGUGCUCUGGGGCAGCCUUAGCCUAUUCCGAGUGCUGUGGUGUCUCCUUCCCCAGACUGGCUACAUACACCCAGAUGAGUUCUUCCAGUCGCCUGAGGUCAUGGCAGAGGACAUCCUGGGCGUGCAGGCUACGCGGCCCUGGGAGUUUUACCCCAGCAGCUCCUGCCGCACGGUGGUCUUCCCACUGCUGACCUCAGGCUUGGCCUUCUGGUUACUCAGGCUCUGGGAAGAGCUGGGACCCUGGCCUGGCCCAGUAAGUGGCUAUGUGUUGCUCGUGGGGCCCCGACUCCUUCUCACGGUUCUUUCCUUUGCCCUGGAUGGGGCCACGUAUAAUCUGGCCCCACUGUGGGGGGCAGAUCGCUGGAACGCCCUGGCUCUACUGUCUGGUUCCUAUGUCACUCUGGUUUUCUACACAAGGACCUUCUCCAACGCCAUCGAGGGACUGCUCUUCACAUGGCUGCUGGCGCUGGUGUCUCCCUAUUUGGCGUGGAGCUCCACACCCAAGAAGCCUGACCCAGGUCCGUGGUGGUACAGCUGGCUACUUGGAGCAAUAGUGGCUGCUGGCUUCUUCAACAGGCCUACCUUUCUAGCCUUUGCUGUGGUCCCACUCUUUCUGUGGGGUGUCCACAGAGUCUUGGAGCCUAACUUCAAGACCCUGACCCGGGAGGCCCUGAGGCUGCUGCCCGGGGCAGCCCUCACUACACUGAUGUUUGUGGCCACCGACAGCUGGUAUUUCUCCAGUUUAUCUAGAUCAAGUAGCCUGGUUCUUACACCUGUCAACUUCUUGCACUACAACCUGGAUCCCCAAAACCUUGCGAGGCACGGCACACAUGCGCGGCUCACUCACCUGGCAGUCAAUGGCUUUCUGCUCUUCGGUGUCCUGCACGCCCGGACACUGCGGGCUGCGUGGGGACAGUUCCAAGUCUGCCUCCGAGCCUUUGCACAGAUGGGUUUCCGGAGGGCGCUGGGUACCCCGAGCCUGCGGUCCAGCCCCAGGUUUUCUCUCCUUCUCCUCUACUUUGUGCCUCUGAUCCUGCUGUCGGCCUUUAGCCACCAAGAGGCUCGGUUCCUCAUCCCCCUCAUCGUCCCUUUAGUCCUUCUUUGCAGUCCACGAACACAACCUGUGCCCUGGAAGGGCACCUUGGUCCUCUUUAAUGCCUUAGGUGGCCUCUUCUUUGGCUGCCUGCAUCAGGGGGGCCUGGUACCUGGCCUGAAGUUCCUAGAGCAGGUGGUCCAUGUGCCUGCGCUCCCAGGCAUGCCUACCCACUACACGCUGCUCUUCACUCACACCUAUAUGCCUCCCAAGCAUCUGCUACACCUCUCAGGUCUGGGGUCACCUGUGGAGGUGGUGGACAUGGGUGGGGCCGAGGACUGGGUCCUGUGCCAAGCUCUGAACAACUUCACCAGGCAGCCAGCCUGCCAAGUGGCUGGCGGGCCUUGGUUCUGCCGCCUCCUUGUGGUAACCCCUGGGACAACCAGGCACGUCCUAGAGAAGUGUCACUUGUCCCUCAAAAAUGAGACACUCAUGUUUCCCCACCUGACCCUGGAGGACCCACCAGCCUUAUCCUCCCUGCUGGUCGGGGCUUGGAAGGACGACCUUAGUCUUCACAUUGCAGAGCUGGAGGAGACGCCUAAUAUGACAAAGCAGCCAGUGCCCAAGAUACAACUGUAGAAAGUGGCACACUGACCCAGGCAGCUGGGUUGGGACAUUGGGACCUCCUUCAGGGAUCUCACGGCUGCUGCUUCUGGCCAUAGCCAUUUGCUGUUCUGCCUUUCGGGUGAGUGCACACUCCUUCCCCGUAGACACCAAAGAUCUGACGAGUCACACUCCCAAUGCCAAGGUCCCCAAAGAAUCCUAGUGUACCAAUGGCGCCUGUAUGUUUCUGCCCUAUUGCUUCCAACCCUUGUAAUGCUUUAAAUAUAUAAUGGCACCUGGUUCUGAAAGACAAUGAGCUGCUGAUAUUCCUGUGACCUCUCCCAAGCCUCCCAUGAUGCCUUAAUUCUUGCUAUCAUGACAGUCUUUUGGCAUCCUAAGGACAGUCUGGCAUCCCACACUUCUGAUAGCAUGAAAAGGAGCAAAGAGGCGGCUCAGAUUCAGGGAUUCCAGUUCUUGUUCCUGACCUGCUCCACACUGCGUUCUAAAAAGCCCCUUCUUACAUGACUGAGUAUGAGUGCCACUCUCCGGCUAGUUUAAGAUUAUCCUCCAGGGAGAUGGCAAUAGACACUGAGAUUCAAAAUUCACCAAGCGAGCUCAACAAUAAAGACUUGUAACAUGCCCUCCAAGGCUCAGGAACUCUGUGGAAGAGGGGCGGGAAGAACGUUAAGAGCCACAGGUUGUGAAGGUGUACUGAGGCAUUGUUGUUCCCCCACCCCAGGGACUGACCAGUGCACUGAGAGCCCUCUGUAGUAUAGAGUGGGGGAAAGGGGCAUCAACAGAUGGGAAUAAGACAAAUGUGCAAUAUAUUCAUAUCUUCAAGUUCUCAAUAAAAAAUU
This is a messenger RNA of Jaculus jaculus (lesser Egyptian jerboa), 2939 nucleotides long. RefSeq names its product phosphatidylinositol glycan anchor biosynthesis class Z (gene Pigz). Gene Ontology annotation, biological process: GPI anchor biosynthetic process. Gene Ontology annotation, molecular function: alpha-1,2-mannosyltransferase activity. The record is from RefSeq and is a predicted model, not a curated record. The transcript is spliced from 6 exons. NCBI's taxonomy places the organism in Eukaryota, Metazoa, Chordata, Mammalia, Rodentia, Dipodidae. Gene Ontology annotation, cellular component: endoplasmic reticulum membrane. Bases 1 to 2118 code for a protein of 705 amino acids.